Messenger RNA from Pestalotiopsis fici W106-1, 1932 nucleotides. RefSeq lists its product as uncharacterized. The record is from RefSeq and is a predicted model, not a curated record. The transcript has 2 exons. Lineage: Eukaryota; Fungi; Ascomycota; Sordariomycetes; Amphisphaeriales; Sporocadaceae. The coding region runs from base 1 to 1932 and encodes 643 amino acids.
AUGCGGAUAUCCAUCAUUGUCAAUAUUCUCCUUUUUUCUGGGGGCUCUGCAGCCGUCUCCCGGAGACAGAGGAUCAAGCGAGACGAGUCGAGUGAUGCCGCAUCAAGAGUAUACAGUGCCAGCUCGGCCCUAGCAUCAGUUCUGCCAUCUGCUGUUACAUUGACGACCGCGUCUACUAUCCAGUCCUCGACCAUAAUAGAAGGCACCGAGGGCAACACUCAAUCAAAUCCUGAUGCAUCAUCGACACUAUUGCAAGUUUCGACAUUGUCCACCGCCCCGAGCCUCUAUUCCUCGAAUCUGCCUUUUACAACAAGCCGUUCCUCGACAACGGCACCAAGGUCGGACAAUGGGCCCGAAUCAAGCACAACAUCCUUGUCGUUCAUAUCAUCAACAAGUACUGGCUCUAGUUUAGCAUCAACAGCCAGUGGACUUUUUUCGCAACUCGCAGAAUCAUCAACGACAUCUGUUUCCAGAGAAUUCACCCUUAUUGACACUACAUCGCAUGGACUUCCCACCUCGACUUAUUCUGCAAGCUUAGUCGAAACCUCUUCCAUCUAUUCUGCAUCAUCUGCCUUGAGCAGCUUUUCAUCACAACUUUUCUCAAGCUCACUGGAACUACCUCAAACAUCGAGCCCGACUACAAGCACAUACACCACUUCUAGUGCUGCGUCGGGCUCAAGUGGACCUGCGACGGGCAAUACAAGCCAGUCCUCGAGCGCCUCUACAAUUGCCACUGGCACCAAGAGUGGUAUAAGUAUCAGCUCUUCCAACAUUGAUUCAGCCACAAGUAAUCUGGUGACGUCGGUUACGCCCUUUACCAGCAAACCCACUACAUCAAGCACUGGACGCAGCUCGUCUGUGGUCUCGAGUCAAAUUUCACUCACAACCACAACUGUUUCCUCGUCCAAGGCGGCGGCAGGAUCAUCAACCAAUAAAGAUAGUGCGCCCACAACCACGAUUGUGUCAACUGGUAGCUCUUCUGCAUCUUCACUCACUUCGUCGAAAGCUUCCGAAUCAUUAAACUCAUCUGCUGCAAUCACUCCAACUGGAAACGUCAACACAAAUGUACCAACUGUGAUUACAAGUGUUCCUUCCUCUAGUACUACAGUAGCUGCUGAUGUGUUUGCGGCGAAUCUCGCUCAGGCUAUCGAGUACAAUUCUGUCUUUCAAACUCUGACCUACAAUUCCGCCUGUCAACAGAACCAGGCAGCAUGUAUCAAAGGCGAUAUCGGCGAAUGCACAGCCGUUGGCGUGUUCGCGAUAACAAAAUGCCCUGGGAACACCCAGUGCUUCGCACUACCGAUGAACACGACUUCUGGUGUUCAAAUUGGGUGCCAUGACCCAGCUGUGGCAGCGAGCAUUCUUGGGCCUACUACUACUGCCGGUACCUCGGAUACCUUGUCAAGCACAGCCGUGUCCUCCAGCGCGGCCGCAUCCGAAAGCAGUUCCACCACUUCCAGCAAUACUAGCGGUUCAAACGACAUCACAGUAACCAUGGUACCCCCAGCGACAACAGUGACGAGCGAGAUCAUCGUCACCAUCAGCACGGCACCGCUGACUACCCAGACUUAUGCAACAUCAACCACUUUGACGACAAAAACUCGUUCCCGAGAGUCUCAGUCUGAGCAAAUUCCUUCCAAUACGAGCACUGGUAAUGCAGAUACAACCAGCUCAACCACAGCAGUCGAGCAAUCAAGCACACCACUGUCACACACUUCUCCCGACACGACACCAACUGGCCUCGAAAUCAUCCCAAUUCAUAAGUCCAGCAAGACAUCUAGCAUCGAUAGAGCCACCAUCAAUCCAAAUGGUGGCGCCAAGGCCACUGCUCCCCGGUCGACAUUCGUCGGGCCAGUCACUGUGACGGUCAAGGAGACGGAAACUAUUACGACAACUACGACAGAUUACGAGACGACAACUGUGCGCUCGUAA